AAAAAAAAAAAAAAAGGAUAAACAAAACGAGAUGUUUUUUAAUGAAAAUAUAUUAUUUGCAUUUAAAUGUUAUCGCUUAGUAAUAAUAAUAAUUAUAAUAUCACCUACAUCUAGCCUUAAUAAUGUAAUUCCAUGCUUGUGUUAAUUAUCCAUGCAAACCGACGCUGUGUCAUUUCCACGUUUUUGCUAGAAGCGCUUCGCCUAUAAACGUAUUUAAGAACUGAAGUUCUUAAAAUAUGUGCAUCACAGACGCGUGUGUGUGUGUGCACCGUGCAGGCUGUGCUGAACAGAAUUAACACUGAGGAGGAGCGCAGGGAGUUUGCAUGUAUUUAUAGUAGAACCCCAGCACCGUGGACCCGGGCGCCCGUGUGAUCUCCACGAUGCUCGCUCCGGCCACGCUCUUCUCCCUCAUCCUCCAGAGCGAAAUGAUCAAGCGCCCCAGCGGCCACGCCCACAGCCAGGAGCCGCGCCACAGCCACGCUGCGCCCGUUGCCACGGUGUCUGGAGUCCCCAUGGAAACGGUUGCCGCGGAGAGGGAGGAGGAGCUUGCUGCUGACCCGUCUGCAGGGGUUGCCGAGGAAACGGUGGUGGAGGAUGGGGUUACCAUGGACGCAGACAUGGAGGUGGGGGUGGGGGCAGAGGUGGAGCUGCAGGAAGGGGCCGACAGCGUGGCCCCUGAACUGUCUGUGGGGAAGGAGCUCUUCAGCCAAUCCAAGUGGGACCUGUCGAGCCUGUCUGAUGAUUCAAGCGAGGAAGAGGGCAAGGGGAAUGAGUUCCUCAGCCAGUCCAAGUGGGACCUGUCCAGCCUGUCUGCGGAUUCGAGCGAGGACGGGUGCAAGACAAGGGGCCCCAGAGACAGGGGGACGGGAGCCGGAGGGGGGAGGGUCUGCCGGGAGUGUGGCCGCUCCUUUCCCUCCUGGGAGGAGCUCUCCCUGCACUUCCGGGAUCACCAGCCGGAGAUGACCUGCAACAUCUGCAGGGUGGUCUUCCGCAGGGUCCCGUCGCUGAGACUGCACCUGUCCAACGCACACCGCGACGCGUCCCUGCGCUGCCACUGCGGACAGGCCUUCCCGGCGGUCUGGGACCUCAACCUGCACCUCGCCUCCCACUGCAGCCACCGGGAGCUCCAGUGUGAGCUCUGCCACAUGCCCUGCCCCACCUACGCCAAGCUCAACCAGCACCGGCUGAUGCACGCGCCCCGCCCGCCCAGGUACCAGCCCGACAGGACCGCGACUCCCCCCACUGCGGGGGCCUCGCUGGCCGGCUCUCCUCAGGGAGGGUUUCCCAGCAGACCCGUCGAGACGCCAUCGCUGCCUCCGACGACGACGCAGGAGGAGGAGUGGGGGGACCACGCCUACGUUUACAAGAACAGGAAGAGGAACAACUUCGCCGUGGUGGUCCGGAGCGUCAACUCCGUGACUCUGCGGUUCCCGCGGGAUUCCGUGGCGGAGGAAAACCGGGAUAAGAAAAUCCACGUGGUGGUGGUGAGGAACGUGACAGGGAGGAAGGCUGAGGGAAUCAAACAGGAAGAAGGGGGCGGGGACGGGGAUGGGAGACCCGCACAGGUUCAGGGUUACCGGGCGAUAGAACACCCUGCUGAAGAGGAGGAGGAGGAGGAGGAGGAUGUGAAACCGGACGUGUCCUCUCUGGUGCCGCCGCUCCCGGCUGCCCUCUCCAGUCCCGCGCUGCGUUCGCAGGACGCUCUGAAAGAGGAGGAGAGCUCCUGCCCGCCCGCACUCCCGGACCCCGCGCUGGACUCGGAGACAGAGAGCAUCGCGGAGUCGAACCCGGUCCUCCCCGAGAGCUCCAGCGACUCGGACAGCUUACCCCAGGGUGACUCGGAGUUCAACCCGGGGGAGGUCUCUGACGCGUCCAGCGAGGACUCAUCUUUCUCCAGCGGGAACUCCAGCGGCUCGUCCUACAGGCCCAGGAAGAGGCGUGGCUCCAGCGGCAUCGGGGGCGGGACCGGGCGAAACCAGCCGCGCUCCUUUCAGAAACCGCUGAGACCCAUUCGGCCCAACCCCAGCAGCACGACCGCUCCCCCUGCUGCCGACACGGCUUCACACACAGCGUCCCCGUCCAAGUGCCCGCACUGCAGCAUCGCCUACAGCAGCCCUUCUUUGAUGCUGCGCCACGCCCAGAGCUGCCCAGAGCGGCCGGUCACCGUGGCGUGCGAGCUCUGCUCCCUGACCUUCCCCAGCCAAAACAGUCUGAUCCAGCACAAGGCGCAGGGUCACCACUGCGUGCGCAUGUACGCCUGCCACCUCUGCAGGGAGGUCUUCCCGGACUUCGUCAUCUUCAGCCGGCACGAUUGCCCGUCCCUCAACUCGCCAUCCUCGUCUCGACAGCUACCAACGUCCGCUGCUGUCCAGAGCGCCGGCCCGGGGGCGGUCACGCACGAUGCUCGAGGCUCGCCGGCAGUGGCCCUCAUCAGCCCUCCUCCUCCUCCUCCUCCUCCUCUGCAGUCUGCCAACACCGCACCCCAGCUUGUGCUUCAACCUCCCGCCCCCGACCCUAACGUGGCAACAGACGUGUAUCCGAUCAGCGAGACGCUUCUCAGUACAAAUGUCGCCUCCUCCAGUCCCUCCCCGAAUCCUAAUCCUAGCCCCGAUCCCCACCCAGCUCCAAACCCGGAGCCUCUGAAGAUCCUGGGGCUCUACGUCAACCUGAGCAAGGAGUCGACCUCAGAAGCAGGCCCCCUCGCUCCCUCCACCCCCCCCGCCCCCCGACGCUGCCUGCCCCGGGGUGUGCUGUUUGAGUGCCGGCAGUGCGGCGCCAGCUCCCCCCAGCCCUCCCUGCCAGUGCGACACCGCUACCUGCACCGGGGCCCCCGGGCUCACCGCUGCCAGUGCGGCAAGGCGUUCACACGCAGCCUGCAUCUCCUCCGACAUCAGGUGCGCCACGCCGAGAACAGCCGCUACAUCUGCGGGCCCUGCGGGGCCACCUUCACAGGGGCCUCGCGCCUCGCUCGCCACAAGAAGAGGAAGAGGAGGAGGAGGAGGAACAGGAAGGGGACGAGACGGAGGGCGUGUCAGGACCCCUUCAGGUGCGUCUGCGGGCUGCCUUUUAAAAAGCCAGCCGCCUACCUCUGGCAUAAACUGAAGAAUUCGAAAUCCAGGGCUAAGAAGCCUUAAGUGGGCUGCCCUGGCUGGUUUUGUUUGUUUUUGUUGGGAUUCUUGUAUGGAGUAUUGUACAUAUGCAUAGUUUUUUGGGGUUUUUUUUGCAUUUUGUAAUAAAAUCUCAAGUGAAAGGUAAA
Messenger RNA from Acipenser ruthenus (sterlet), 3256 nucleotides. RefSeq lists its product as uncharacterized. Gene Ontology annotation, molecular function: RNA polymerase II cis-regulatory region sequence-specific DNA binding; DNA-binding transcription activator activity, RNA polymerase II-specific. Gene Ontology annotation, cellular component: nucleus. Lineage: Eukaryota; Metazoa; Chordata; Actinopteri; Acipenseriformes; Acipenseridae. The coding region runs from base 381 to 3134 and encodes 917 amino acids. Gene Ontology annotation, biological process: regulation of transcription by RNA polymerase II. The transcript has 5 exons. The record is from RefSeq and is a predicted model, not a curated record.